Belonocnema kinseyi is the source of this 1617-nucleotide messenger RNA. RefSeq names its product isocitrate dehydrogenase [NAD] subunit beta, mitochondrial (gene Idh3b). Gene Ontology annotation, molecular function: magnesium ion binding; oxidoreductase activity, acting on the CH-OH group of donors, NAD or NADP as acceptor; NAD binding. The record is from RefSeq and is a predicted model, not a curated record. Lineage: Eukaryota; Metazoa; Arthropoda; Insecta; Hymenoptera; Cynipidae. The transcript is spliced from 6 exons. Gene Ontology annotation, biological process: tricarboxylic acid cycle; isocitrate metabolic process. Gene Ontology annotation, cellular component: mitochondrion. Bases 57 to 1181 code for a protein of 374 amino acids.
UUACGUUCCUGGUACGAAGCUGAUCAGAUGUCGACUGCUUGGAUCCAUCGUGGAAAAUGGCUUUACUGGCGAGGAACGUCUGCAGGGUAAUUUCCCAGGGAGCCCAGAAAGGGUCGUCAAGGAACCUUCACGUAGGCUCAGUUUGUUUCAGCGAGUUGACCAUCGAGCGACAGGGAAAGAUAAAAUGUACCCUAAUCCCAGGAGAUGGUGUAGGACCGGAACUGGUGCUGGCGGUUCAAAAUGUUUUCAAAGCUGCAGACGUCCCAGUUGAAUUUGAACCCUAUUUCCUUUCCGAAGUUAAUCCUACUUUAAGUGCUCCUUUGGAUCAAGUUUCAAACAGCAUUGCCAGGAAUGGAGUUUGCCUAAAGGGAAUUCUAGCAACACCUGAUCAUUCCUCCACCGGAGAAUUGGAGACUCUAAACAUGAAGUUGCGAAAAAGCUUAGACUUGUACUCGAACGUAGUGCACGUUAAGUCCCUUCCUGGAAUACAAUCCCGACAUAAAAACGUAGACUGUGUGAUUAUCAGAGAACAGACAGAAGGAGAAUACUCUGCACUAGAACACGAGGGCGUCCCAGGAAUCGUAGAAUGUCUAAAGAUCGUCACCAGAUCGAGGAGUCAAAGGAUCGCGAAGUUCGCUUUUGACUUUGCUGUUAAAACACAUCGCAAAAAAGUUACUUGCGUGCACAAGGCGAACAUUAUGAAGUUGGGAGAUGGAUUGUUCCUGAAGUCCUGUGCAGAAAUUGCAAAAUUGUACCCGAGAAUUCAAUUUGAGCCUAUGAUCGUCGAUAACUGCACGAUGCAAAUGGUUUCUAAUCCUCAUCAGUUCGAUGUGAUGGUCAUGCCGAACUUGUACGGAAAUAUUGUGGACAAUCUGGCAUCCGGAUUAGUUGGCGGUGCUGGUGUCGUCGCUGGUGCUAGUUACAGCGCAGAGUGCGUAGUUUUCGAGCCGGGUGCGAGACAUACGUAUUCCGAAGCCGUGGGAAAGAACGUAGCGAACCCAACGGCGAUGAUUCUUUGUGGAGUGAAACUCCUGAACCAUGUCAACUUGAAACGCUACGCCGAGAAAAUCAAGGAUGCAUUGAAUCGCGUGCUGAAUGACGGAAAAGUUCGCACUAAAGACUUGGGUGGACAGAGUUCAUCCACAGAUUUCACAACAGCUGUGAUCCACAGCCUCCAAUGAGUAGUUUGCAGAGGACUCUAGCAAAAGAUCUACCGCAUGUAGGACAACCUAAGGCGUUCCGCGCGAAGUGCUUGUGCCUAUUGCACAGUUAUAUUCAAUUCGAACUCAAGCAUUUCCGACUAGUGGAUGAUUUUAAACCUUUUUUGAAGAGAGGAGAGCCUGAACGCUGGUUAGCAAUUUUUUUCGAAUUGUUUUUAACAGGAAAAUAGACGACUCAGACUUAAUCAGUAUCAUUAACCAAGUGAUUUUAUUUAUUAUAGUAUUACAUUUAAUCGUUCUGUGUUUCGUACGAGUAAAAAUAGAAGAGACACAAGUCGCCUUCGUUAAAAAUGUACUACGAUACGAAGGAACAUGCCAUGUGUUGUACCAUAGCCAAUUGUAUUAUACAUAAAUUAUACCAGCGAAUGUAAUAAAUAUGCAGUCUGUAAGACCUUUA